Anarrhichthys ocellatus (wolf-eel) is the source of this 2576-nucleotide messenger RNA. It is a transcript of the gene nrarpa, whose product is annotated as NOTCH regulated ankyrin repeat protein a. Gene Ontology annotation, cellular component: cytoplasm. The record is from RefSeq and is a predicted model, not a curated record. The coding region runs from base 687 to 1025 and encodes 112 amino acids. NCBI's taxonomy places the organism in Eukaryota, Metazoa, Chordata, Actinopteri, Perciformes, Anarhichadidae. Gene Ontology annotation, molecular function: enzyme inhibitor activity; phosphatase regulator activity; protein binding. The transcript is spliced from 2 exons.
CACAGUUGAUUCUUUUGGGAUGGUAUUGUCAUGCAAAUAAAGGACGCGUAAAAUAUUCUCCCAGAGCGCAGCGCAGGGCAGAGACUCACACGGACCGCGCGGAGGACACAGACCGGGGCCACACGGUGGAUUUGUAUUGUUUUCGUCGCUACGGACUCGUCCAUCUGUCACAGACACCCUGGCCACAUGAGCAGCGACACAUAGCCGGGCCGUGUUGACCAGGACUCGGGUCGGACCGUUCAAGGAAAACCUGCGGAGACUGUCCCGUGGAGAUAGUGGUCAUUCUACCAAUUUCCCCCCCAAGUGAAGUCGGAGGUGUCUCUCUUCUCCAUCCCCUGCUUCAGGCUACCUGCUGCUGCUACGGAGGAGGAACUACGUCCAGAGACCCCUGGAUCGCUUGAGAGCAUCCUUUUUUAUGUUUUAGGGAUUUUAGGAUCUCUACAAAUAUUAACAUUUUUUGCACACCAAGUGUGUUAUUUCCUCUCUUGUCCUUUUUGGGAUAUAUACAGUGAUCUUUUUUUUCUAUUUUAGUACUUUAUAAAAAGUGCCUUAAUAACUGGUUAUAAUCCAGUGUAACUGUGGCAUUGUCACCAGACCAGAGACGCUCAACAGGGAGAAGACGAGUAUUAUCAGCUUUAGAGCCCGGGCAGGAUUACUGGUUCCCCAACCUCCAGCGAGCUGCCACCAUGAGCCAGGCGGAUGUGUCGACUUGCUCCGCGCCGCAGCGGGUUUUCCAGGAGGCGGUGAAGAAGGGCAACACCAAGGAGCUGCACUCGUUGCUGCAGAACAUGACGAACUGCGAGUUCAACGUCAACUCCUUCGGGCCGGAGGGACAGACGGCCCUCCACCAGUCUGUCAUUGACGGCAACCUGGAGCUGGUAAAACUGCUGGUGAAGUUUGGCGCAGACAUUCGACUGGCCAACAGGGAAGGGUGGAGCGCUUUACACAUCGCCGCCUUCGGUGGCCACCAAGACAUUGUGCUAUACCUCAUCACCAAGGCCAAGUACUCAUCUGGCGCCCGGUGAUCUGUCUCUGCUGUCAGGUAAAAUAAGAAAAUAAAAAAAAUAACAAGUGGAAAAUAAAGCUGCAACACACGGGAAAGCCAGGCUCUUGUAAAAGCAAAAAAAAAAAAACUGCCAUCAUCUAUAUAGUUGUGCCAAAUUUUAUAUAUAUAUAUACACAUAUAUAUAUAAAAGAAAUAAAACUAGACCUGCAGAAUAAUCUUCCCUCAUUGUAAACCAAACGGGGUCCUCUCUGCACUCCUGAGUGAAGUAUCGCAUGGCUCAUACACAGCGCUUCAACACGACUCUUUAACAAAAGAAACGCCAUUUCGGUGAGUUUGUUGGUACUAAAGCUUUCCUCUUGAAUGUGUAUAUUACAUCUUGUCGUCCAAUACAAAAGAAGCCAGUGUCUGUGUAUCACAUGUGUGUGUGUGUGUGUGUGUGUGUGUGUGUGUGUGUGUGUGUGUGUGUGUGUGUGUGUGUGUGUGUGUGCGUGCGUGCGUGUGCGUGCGUGUGUUUGGACUCCAGAAGUGCAGAUGGCCCAGUUUAUCUCUAUCCAUGACCUUCCAUCUCCAGUAUACAGUUGAAUAGUUUCUUCCUGGGGAGGAGGGGGGGGGGGGGGUUGUUGCUCCUCAUUGUUCACCCGUUUUAAGUUAUUUUUAUAUGAAACACGGCACUUGAUGCUAAAUGGCUGCAUGCUGGAAUAUCUGAAAGGGAAGACACACGAACAAGAGAAGAAGGGUUGCCCUCUGUUGGCUACCAGAGGUUUAGUUUUUUGUUUUUUUUUAGUUUCUUUACUCAAAGAGCGGCAUUAUGGCUAUCCAACACGCUUUCACAUGUGUAAUCAUUAUGUAACAACAAGUGGCUCCAUCGUUGUUGUAAAGUACUGUACACAAUAGCUUUACUUUGUGUUUUUUUUUUUAAGAGAAAACAAGAGACAGUAGCUGAAUGCGCUCGUGCAGUUCUCACCAUGCUGGCGUCCAACUUUUCAGGCCAGUUGCGACCACUUUUGCUGAUGGUCAUUGCGUUAAAAAAAAACAAAAAAACCGCUGCUUUCGCUUUGUAUCAAAAAAAAAAAGUCGCAUUUGGAAUUCACUUUAUAAUCUCCUUUCAGUAUUUUAUUAACAUCCUAGUCAUCACUGUGAAAGCAGGCUGGGUUUGUUUUGUUUUUUCAUUUUAUUUAUGAAGGUACAUUGAGAAGAUGCUUUUUUUUGAACAUGUUGUGGUUCUUCUUUAAAAAAAAAAAAACAUAUAUGAAUAUCUAGGGGUGACUCAAGCUGCUUCAGACUCGAGGUAUAAACUGUCCCGUGUGGAGGUAGACCUGCCACCCCCCCCAGAAACCCCUUCUGUUAAAGCCGGGUGACCCAAGAAGACUCCCCCCCCCUCCCAUUAAAAGGACUUUGUUUGGUUGCCUUUUGCCAGCUACCUCGACUAUAAAGUAUUCUCAAGUUGUUCAGCUCUCUCACCGCUCUGCCACGUUCUUUGGAGUCUGAGGAGAUUCACAAUUUGUCUGUGAUCAUCCGCAUGCCAGUAGGCUAUAUAUAUAUAUAUAUAUAUAUAUUUUUUUUUUUUUUU